This is a messenger RNA of Pollicipes pollicipes, 270 nucleotides long. RefSeq names its product zinc finger SWIM domain-containing protein 8-like. The record is from RefSeq and is a predicted model, not a curated record. The transcript is spliced from 3 exons. Lineage: Eukaryota; Metazoa; Arthropoda; Thecostraca; Pollicipedomorpha; Pollicipedidae. Gene Ontology annotation, cellular component: Cul2-RING ubiquitin ligase complex. The coding region runs from base 1 to 270 and encodes 89 amino acids.
AUGGGGACGCGUACGUGCACCCAGUUCUGCCUGUGCACCGUUAACUCCGUGGUGUCGCCGUUCGUGCUGUACGACAUCGCCGGCGAGGUGGGCUCCUACCUGAGCCGAAACAACACGGCGCCUCCGUACCGGUCACAGAUCCUGACGCCGCUGGUGCAGCAGUGCCAGCAGAUGUUUCUGUCGUGCAUGCACGUGCGCCUCUGCCACGUGACGCCGCCCGAGUACGACGAGUUCGUGUCGAUCGUGUUGCACGGCGCGGCAGGCGUUUAG